Molecule: messenger RNA, 699 nt
Organism: Coffea eugenioides
Lineage: Eukaryota; Viridiplantae; Streptophyta; Magnoliopsida; Gentianales; Rubiaceae
Product: pectinesterase 2-like
Exons: 1
Coding region: 1-699 (232 amino acids)
Biological process (GO): cell wall modification
Molecular function (GO): pectinesterase activity; pectinesterase inhibitor activity
Source: RefSeq, a predicted model, not a curated record
AUGACAUUGCUUGCAGCUGUUAAAGGUUAUCGAUUCAUGGCAAAGUACAUUACUUUCGAAAACUCAGCAGGAGAAGGCAGUCAAGCUGUUGCCCUAAUGUCUGAGUCUGACCAAUCAUCAUUUUACAGAUGUACAUUUUUAGGGUACCAGGACACACUCUAUGCAAAGUCGGGCAAGCAAUUUUACAAGGAGUGUGACAUCUAUGGCACUGUUGAUUUUGUGUUUGGUGAUGCUGCAGCAGUUUUUCAAAGCUGCAACCUUUAUGCAUGGUUGCCUAACUGCAUUAUUACUUUCACUGCACAGGGAAAAAAGAUCCCCAAUCAAGUUAGUGGAUUUGUCAUUCAAAAUUCCACUUUGACAGCAGCCCCAGAUUUACAGUCCAACAAAUCUCAGGUUCACGCUUUUCUUGGAAGACCGUGGUUUGCAUGGUCAACCGUGAUUGUGAUGCAAUCCUACUUGGAUAGCAUCGUAGAUCCAGCUGGGUGGUAUGAGUGGCCUGGCCAUCGCACAGAUGAGCUAACCUAUAUAGAAUAUGGUAAUUGGGGCCCUGGUGCAGGAACAGGGAGACGAAUUUCAUGGGUGGGAUAUAAAGCAUUGAAUCAGUCCGAGGAAGUCAUUCCUUUCACAGUUUCUAAGUUUAUUACUGGGGAUUCUUGGAUUCCAGAGACUGGAGUCCCUUACACCAGCAGUUUAUAUUAG